AUGAACGCACGUGGUCGAGGCGCUGUGGCAUUUCGUGGUGGACGAGGCGGUCGCAGUGGCGGUGGUGCUGGAUUUGGGCGUGGACAAAGCCGUGGUCGUGGUGGACAUUCAUUUCGCGGUGGUGCGGAUGCACCGAUGAAGCGAGUCGUCAAGUCUUUAGAUAAUAAUAAUAAUAAUAAUAAUAAUAAUAAUAAUGGGUUAACUUCAGCAGGUUCCACACAUACCACACCUGGUAAGCAAUUCACAUCCCAACAACAACAACAACGUCAUGUUGUCACAACAGUGACGGAUAACGGUACAGAACUCCCCAAAAAACUCAAUAAUAAAGUAUUUAUUGAUGGUUUACCGUACGAAAAUAAAACGGGAGAUGGUUCAAGUGUAGAAGAUGAGCUGAUGCAGUUUGCUACUGCCUGGAGAGUUGGUAAACCCAUUCGUCUUAUUAAAAAGGAUGGACAAGGAUUCGGUUUUUUGGUUUUCUUCUCACCUCACAGCGUCGAUGUGGCGGUACGUGUUUUAAACGGGCGUAAGUUCCUCGGUCGCACACUGCGCGUGGCACUUCCAAAGGAGAAGAAUGGAAUCACAGAUACAAUGAACAACGGUGGGGAUGCGGAUGGAAAGGGUAGUUAUUCCCGUCAAGUACUUCUCUCGGACUUGGCAAAGAUUACACAAGCGGAGAUCAUUCGAGAAAUUCUCAGAGAUGUAGCCCCACAACUGGAGAAACGAUUGGAAUCUGUCAAGUUAACAUCAAAUAACCGAAAAGCAUUCCUUACAUUUAUGUCUAAUGAAGACGUAGAACCCGCUGUGAAGUUUCUUGAUGGCUUGUCUAUGCUGGGCCGUCGCAUUGCCGCAUCUCCUGCUGCAGCCCCGGGUACAUUACCAUACUCAAAACGAGCAAACAAAAACACUCCACUUACAGGGCGUGAUGCAGAUGGAACCACAACAAAAGAGAGUAGCGAUCACGAUAACAAUGAUGAUUAUGAGAAUAAUGAUGAGAAUGAUGUGGCACCGGUAGUGCCGUUGGGUAUGGAGGCACCACCCACUCGACAGGCGGUAAAACGCACAGAGCAAACAGCAACACGUAAAGAAGGAAAACCAAGUAAUGUAACUGGUGUAACAGAAAAGUACAAUCUACUGGAUAAUGGUCCAGCAGAGGUGUUUGUUGGAAAUCUUGGCGAUGAGGUAACGGAGGCACAACUCCGUAGCCACUUUUCGGCAUGUGGGAAAAUCACAGAGUGUGAGAUUAUGGUGAAUAAAAGUACACGUCUUCCUACAGGAAUCGCACGGAUCGUUUUUGCGCUUCCUGCGUACGCUGCCUAUGCGCAGAAACAUUUACAUGGAUCACGUCUGCAUGGUCAUAUACUUCGUGUUGAUCGUGGCGAAGAACCAAGUGCGCCGCUGAUGUCAGAGUUAGCACCAAACGAUGAUGAAGAAGAAGAAAUUGACGAGGAUGGCUAUAUGGAGCACUACGGCGUAAAAGAUAAGGCUGCAUACUUCAAGGGAACUUCACUUGAGGAGGGACGCAAAGGUAAAGUUAAGGGUAAGGAGAAGGGCGACAAGAAAAUCAGCAGCAGCAGCGGCGGCGACAGCAGUAACAGUAACAGUAACAGUAAGGAUAAAAACAGUAAACGGGUAAGAGAGACUAUGGUAGAUAGUACAGAGAAGAAGAAAAGUAAGAAGGAGAAUACAGAAGGAGACUUUGUGGUCUCUGCUUCAUUUCCAGCAAGUGGUGCCUUUGACGAUGACGAUGAUGAUGAAGAGGAGCACUUCCAUGAUGUGGAUGAUGUGGAUGAACCAGUAAAGUCCAAUGCGGCCCGUCGCGGUGUAAAGAAGGGCAAAUCAGGAGGAUCAAUGAAGCAGAAGGUGAAAAAGACGACAAAGGCUAAGAAAUCAUCCAAGUGA
Trypanosoma theileri is the source of this 1899-nucleotide messenger RNA. RefSeq names its product putative nuclear cap binding protein. The coding region runs from base 1 to 1899 and encodes 632 amino acids. The record is from RefSeq and is a predicted model, not a curated record. The transcript has a single exon. Gene Ontology annotation, molecular function: mRNA binding. Gene Ontology annotation, cellular component: ribonucleoprotein complex; nucleus; cytoplasm. Lineage: Eukaryota; Euglenozoa; Kinetoplastea; Trypanosomatida; Trypanosomatidae.